This is a messenger RNA of Scheffersomyces amazonensis, 829 nucleotides long. It is a transcript of the gene YAF9, whose product is annotated as Yaf9p. The transcript has a single exon. Lineage: Eukaryota; Fungi; Ascomycota; Pichiomycetes; Serinales; Debaryomycetaceae. The record is from RefSeq and is a predicted model, not a curated record. Bases 98 to 763 code for a protein of 221 amino acids. Gene Ontology annotation, biological process: regulation of DNA-templated transcription.
AAGAUAUCAAGACAUUGAAAAGUGUCUUGGAGAUACCGUAAGUAACAAAUAAAUAAUUAAUUAAUUAAUUAAUAAAUAAGUAAUAAGUAAUAACAAAAUGAGUUCUAAGAGAAUAAAAUACGUCUCGAUCUCUGUACCUGUUCUAUAUGGAAAUCAUGCCAUACGAUUAACACCCGAAAUGAGAAAACCUACAACUCCACCUGAUCAUACUCAUCAAUGGACGGUAUUUUUCAAGCCUGUAAUUGAUGAUUUUGAUUUAACUCCAUUAAUUAAAAAAGUCACAUUCAAAUUACAUGAGACUUAUGAAAAUCCAGUACGAUCUAUUGAAAAACCUCCAUAUCAAGUAACAGAAUCUGGAUGGGGGGAAUUUGAAAUAAUUAUUAAAUUACAUUUUCAUAGUGGAGUAGAUUUAGGAAUUAAUGAGAAAAAUUUCCAAAUCUUUCAUGGAUUAAAAUUACAUCCAUUUAAUCCUCAAAUUCAACCUCCAAGAGAAAAUGGUGAAGUUCAUUCGGUAUUAUAUGAUGAAUUAGUAUUUCUGGAACCAACUGAAAAAGUAUUUGAAAUCUUAACUUCAAAACCAUGUAAUUUAUUACCUUAUAAAUUAUCUACUCCUGAUAAACGUGAUCAAGAAUAUACUCGAACUGAUGAAUUAGAUGAAGUAUCUAGAUUGGAAGUUUAUAUGAAGAAAGUAAGAGAAGAAAUAGAGAAUCAAAGAAAUGAGUAUAAGGAUUUGGAACAAGAAAGGUUAGCAUUGUUACAAUAAUAAUGAUUUAUUUCAAUGAUUUAAAACCAAUGUCAUAUAAUGUACUAUAGAAUAUAAUGAAUGAAU